Cetraspora pellucida is the source of this 255-nucleotide messenger RNA. The record is from the annotation of a GenBank genome assembly. NCBI's taxonomy places the organism in Eukaryota, Fungi, Glomeromycota, Glomeromycetes, Diversisporales, Gigasporaceae.
AUGGGGUUUACUAAUUUACCCCCCAUUGUCGGAUUGGAUGACGAUUAUCCCGUUGCUGAUUGGACAAAAAAUCAUCACUACACGACUGACAGUGUUGGUCAUAUAUGGGAAGCAAUGGAAGAUGAUAAUACAGUAUUAGAAGAAAAAUUAGAAUCAAAGAGAGUAAAAACAUAUUUACUUCCAUUAGAUGAAUAUGUAAUAUGGAUUAAGAACCUUGAAAAAGCGGGCCUAAGUUAUGUUCGACAUGAUUGUUAA